AUGGAGAUUAGGAACGUGACAGAGUUUGUCCUACUGGGACUCACAGAGAACCCAAAGAUGCAGAAGAUUGUAUUUGUAACAUUUUCUCUCAUCUACAUCAUCACUGUGGUGGGAAAUAUGCUCAUUGUAUUUACCAUAAAUGCUAGCCCAUCACUAGGAUCACCAAUGUACUAUUUCCUGGCCUAUCUCUCCUUCACUGAUGCCUGCUACUCCUCUGUCAGCACUCCAAAACUGAUCAUAAACUCACUCUAUGAAAAUACCAUCUCAUUCAAUGGAUGUAUUAGUCAAAUAUUUUGGGAACAUUUCUUUGGAGGCGCUGAGAUCAUCCUGCUCACUGUGAUGGCCUACGACCGCUACGUGGCCAUCUGCAAGCCCCUGCACUACACGGUCAUCAUGAACUGGCGUAUAUGUAACCUGCUAAUGGGUGUGGUGUGGGCCGGAGGCUUUCUUCAUGCCACCAUACAGAUCCUCUUCAUCUUCCAACUGCCCUUCUGUGGUCCUAAUGUCAUAGAUCACUUUAUGUGUGAUCUGAAUCCUUUGCUCAAUCUGGCCUGUAUGGAUACUCACAGUCUAGGGCUCUUUGUUGCUGCCAAUAGUGGGUUCAUUUGUCUGUUAAACUUCCUCCUCUUGAUAGUCUCCUAUGUGGCCAUCCUGUGCUCCCUAAAGAACCACAGCUUGGAGGCAAAGCACAAAGCCCUCUCCACCUGUGGCUCCCACAUCACAGUGGUUAUAUUGUUCUUUGUACCCUGCACAUUUGUUUACAUGAGACCUGCAGCUACUCUGCCCAUUGAUAAAGCAGUUGCUGUGUUCUAUACCAUGAUAACUCCCAUGUUAAAUCCCUUAAUCUACACCUUGAGAAAUGCACAGAUGAAAGAUGCCAUCAAGAAAUUGUAUAGUAAGAAAGCUAUUUCAGGUGGCACAUAA
Messenger RNA from Condylura cristata (star-nosed mole), 924 nucleotides. Its product is annotated as olfactory receptor 4C46-like. Gene Ontology annotation, cellular component: membrane. The coding region runs from base 1 to 924 and encodes 307 amino acids. Gene Ontology annotation, biological process: G protein-coupled receptor signaling pathway. The transcript has a single exon. The record is from RefSeq and is a predicted model, not a curated record. Gene Ontology annotation, molecular function: olfactory receptor activity; G protein-coupled receptor activity. Lineage: Eukaryota; Metazoa; Chordata; Mammalia; Eulipotyphla; Talpidae.